Molecule: messenger RNA, 306 nt
Organism: Mesorhabditis spiculigera
Lineage: Eukaryota; Metazoa; Nematoda; Chromadorea; Rhabditida; Rhabditidae
Source: the annotation of a GenBank genome assembly
AUGCAAAAAGCGAUAUUGCUCGUAUUCCUGGCUGCAUUAGCUGUUAGUGCCAUCGAGCUAAGAGACGUCUUCGGUUCCAUGGCUUGCGCGGCAUGCAAAAGCACCGUAAUGCAAGUCGAGACCAACAUCACCACAAACAUUCGGCAACAAGUGACGACGAUCGGAGGGAAAUUUUGUCAAAAGCUCCCACCCUUCGCGGUCGAUACUUGCAAGAUAACCCUCAACCAGACAACGACUACCCUCGUCACGCAAAUCCUGAAACAAGCAUCUCCGGAAGUGGCGUGCCGAGCGGCCAAAGUAUGCGAC